CGGCGGCGGUGACGGCGUUCCCUGUGCGGCUGAGGACGGUCAGCCAGUGAGCGCGGAGACUGGUUCCACGCCGGGCGGGGGGAGCGCCAGGCCCAGCCCUGCUCCCUAGGCGGCGGAUCUUGCGGUCCCACCUCUGUCGGAAUCGACCUUCCCUUUUUACCCCCGACCCUCUCCCUGUCUUCCUUCAGCUUUCCCUUCAGAGGCCAUGGAGGACGAGGAGAGACAGAAGAAACUGGAGGCCGGCAAAGCGAAGCUUGCCCAGUUUCGACAAAGGAAAGCUCAGUCUGAUGGGCAGAAUCCUUCUAAGAAGCAGAAAAAAAAGAGGAAAACUUCAAGCAGCAAACAUGAUGUGUCAACAUACCAUGCUUUGAAUAUUGAGCACUCACAGAGUGAUGAAAUGUACAUAAAUAGUUCUCAGAGGGUAGGAACAGCCGUGACUCCUGAAUCCACAAUAAUCAAACGUGAUGAGGUCUUCUCUGUUGAACCAGAAAGUGAGAUUUCAACUACAGCAGAUGAUUACAGUUCAGAGGUAAAUGGUUGCAGUUUUGUGGUGAGAACAGAAAAGCCUACAAGUUUAUUAAGGGAAGAAGAAUUUGGUGCUGAUGAUUCUUAUUCUGAACAUGGAGCACAGUACAGUCAGACCCACCUAGAGAUGAUGGAAAAUGAAUUGGCUGGCAAACAGCAUGAGAUUGAAGAGCUGAACAGAGAACUAGAAGAAAUGAGAGCCACCUAUGGGAGUGAUGGACUGCAGCAGUUACAAGAAUUUGAAGCUGCCAUUAAGCAAAGAGAUGGCAUCAUAACCCAGCUCACUGCUAAUUUACAACAAGCAAGGAGAGAAAAGGAUGAGACAAUGAGAGAAUUCUUAGAGUUAACAGAACAAAGUCAAAAAUUACAGAUUCAAUUCCAGCAUUUACAGGCUAGUGAAACUCUAAGAAACAGCACUCACAGUAGCACAGCUGCAGAUUUACUACACGCGAAACAGCAGAUCCUCUCUCAUCAGCAACAGCUGGAAGAACAAGACCAUUUAUUAGAAGAUUAUCAAAAAAAGAAAGAAGACUUCAAAAUGCAAAUUAGUUUCUUGCAAGAGAAAAUUAGAGCAUAUGAAAUGGAACAAGACAAAAAAGUAGAAAGCUCAAAUAAGGAAAUACAGGAAAAGGAUACAAUCAUUGAAGAAUUAAAUACAAAAAUAAUGGAAGAUGAAAAAAAAACUGUAGAGCUAAUGGAUAAAGUCACAGCUGCUGAUAAAUUACUGGGAGAAUUACAAGAACAGGUUGUACAAAAGAACCAAGAGAUUAAAAACAUGAAAUUAGAGUUGACUAAUUCCAAGCAAAAAGAAAGACAGUGUUCUGAGGAAAUAAAACAAUUAAUGGGGACAGUUGAAGAACUUCAGAAGAAAAAUCACAAAGAUAGCCAAUUUGAAACUGAUAUUCUACAAAGAAUGGAACAAGAAACACAAAGAAAAUUAGAACAGCUCCGGGCAGAGCUGGAUGAGAUGUACGGGCAGCAGAUAGUACAGAUGAAACAGGAGUUAAUAAAACAACACAUGUCACAGAUAGAUGAACUUAAAAUACGACAUAAGGGAGAAAUGGAGAAUGCUUUAAGAACAUGUCCAAGUAUCACAGUUAAUGAAGACCAAAUAAAGUUAAUGAAUAUGGCAAUAAAUGAACUGAACAUAAAAUUGCAAGAUACUAACUCUCAAAAAGAAAAACUCAAGGAAGAAUUAGGUGUAAUUUCGGGAGAAAAGUCUGCGCUACAGAGACAGCUUGAAGACCUUUUUGAAGAAUUGAGCUUUUCAAGGGAACAGAUUCAGAGAGCUAGACAGACAAUAGCUGAACAAGAAAGUAAACUCAGUGAAGCACACAAGUCCCUUAGUACAGUGGAAGAUUUGAAAGCUGAGAUUGUUUCUGCCUCUGAAUCCAGAAAAGAACUAGAAUUAAAACAUGAAGCAGAAGUUACAAAUUACAAGAUAAAACUUGAAAUGUUAGAAAGAGAAAAAAAUGCUGUAUUAGACAGAAUGGCUGAAUCGCAAGAAGCUGAAUUAGAGAGGCUGAGGACACAGCUUCUGUUUAGUCAUGAAGAAGAACUUUCCAAACUAAAAGAAGAUUUAGAAAUUGAGCAUCGAAUAAAUAUUGAGAAACUUAAGGAUAAUUUAGGCAUUCACUACAAACAGCAGAUAGAUGGCUUACAGAAUGAAAUGAGUAAAAAGAUAGAAACCAUGCAGUUUGAAAAAGACAGUUUGAUAACUAAGCAGAAUCAAUUAAUUUUAGAAAUUUCAAAGCUAAAAGAUUUACAGCAGUCCCUUGUGAAUUCAAAAUCAGAGGAAAUGACUCUUCAAAUCAAUGAACUUCAAAAAGAAAUUGAAAUACUCAGGCAAGAAGAAAAGGAAAAGGGUACACUUGAACAAGAACUUCAAGAAUUGCAACUUAAAACUGAAUUAUUGGAGAAGCAAAUGAAGGAAAAAGAGGAUAACCUUCAAGAAAAAUUUAUACAACUUGAAGCAGAGAACAGCACUCUUAAAAAUGAAAAGAAAGCCCUUGAAGACAUGUUGAAAAUGUAUACUCCUGUUAACCAAGAAGAAAGAUUAAUAUUACUAGACCCCAUUAAGUCCAAAUCCCAAGAUUGUAACUGGCAAAAAGAAAUUGAAGUACUUACUGAGGAAAACAAGGAUCUCAAGAAACAAUGUAUCCAGCUAACUGAAGAGAUUGAAAGGCAAAGGAACACUUUUUCAUUUGCUGAAAAAAAUUUUGAAGUUAACUAUCAAGAGUUACAGGAGGACUAUGCUUGCCUUCUCAAGGUAAAAACUGACUUAGAAGACAGCAAAAACAAACAAGAAGUAGAGUAUAAAAGUAAGCUUAAAACACUUAGUGAAGAGCUUCAUCAUUUGCAAAGAAUAAAUCCAAGUAUGGUAAAAAUGAAAAGUUCAGUCUUUGAUGAUGACAAAACUUUCAUAGGAGAAUCAUUGGAAACCGGUGAGGUCGUUGAGAAAGAUACAACAGAACUUAUGGAAAAACUUGAGGUCACCAAGCGAGAAAAGUUAGAACUGUCAGAGAGAUUAUCUGAUCUUUCUGAACAAUUACAACAGAAACAUAGUGAGAUUACUUUUCUGAGUGAAGAAGUAAAGUCUUUAAAGCAAGAGAAAGAACAAGUAUUAUUGAGAUGUAGAGAGCUAGAAAUCAUCAUUAACCAUAAACGGACAGAAAAUGUAGAUGUGUGUGAUGUUCAGUUAGACUCUUUAAAAGAUGGUGGUGUGACUAUGACAAGCAAGGAUUCUGGAGGAUCAGUUUCUAAAAUAAAUAAAGAUUUUGUUGAAUCAAAAAUAAUGGAGGAAGAUAAAAUUCCUUUUGAAAAUAGGACUAUUGGAAAAGAAGGCAAGCAAGAACAGUUGUUUUUGGAUCACUUGCCAUUAAUGACAAAUGGAUCAUCACUUGGGACAGCUGAACCAAGUAGAAAUGAUAAACUUCAGUGGGAACUCAGUGUACUUAAAUCAGAACAGAAUGAUUUAAGGCUACAGAUGGAAGCUCAGCGUAUAUGCCUCUCUCUGGUUUAUUCAACACAUGUCGAUCAAGUUCGUGAAUAUAUGGAAAAUGAAAAAGAUAAAGCUCUUUGUAGUCUUAAGGAGGAACUUAUUUCUGCCCAAGAGGAAAAGAUAAAGGAACUUCAGGAAAUACACCAGCAAGAGCUACAGAAUAUAAAAACACAAGGAACAGGUGGUGAAGCAAAGCCUUUACAAAUGCUCAUUGGAAAACUACGCAAGGCGGUGUCUGAAGAAUGUUCUUAUUUUACACAGACUUUUUGCAAUGUCCUUGGUGAACAUUAUACUCCUGCUUUAAAAUGUGAAGUAAAUGUAGAAGAGAGAGAGAGUGCUGGUGUUCAUACUUCUGAAAAUCAAGAACUAGAAUUGCAAGAUUAUAGAUAUGAAGUUCAAGACUUGCAAGAAAAUAUGGAAACUCUUCUCAACAAAGUAACAGAAGAAUACAAUAAACUCUUGGUACUUCAAACACAAUUAAGUAAGAUUCAGGGACAGGAGACAGAUGAUGUAAAACUUGAAUUUGCAGAACAAAACCUACCAAAAGAGGAAACAGAGUUUUUAUCAACUUCUCAGAUGACCAAUUUGCAAGACAUUGAUGUCAGUUGUAAAAGCAGGUUAUCUACUCUGCAAGAUUAUGAAAACAUUAAACAACUUGAAGGACAAAUUCAAGAAUUAGAAAACCUCAUAUCCUCUUUGCAGCAACAGUUGAAAGAAACAAAAGAAAACUAUGGGGCAGAGAUCCAUUGUUUGCAGGAAAAGCUUCAAGCUGUUACUGUAUCCACAGUUCAGCCAAGUUUCUCCAUUGAUUCAAUGGUAAUAACUGAAUCUGAUGUCCAGAAAACAGUAUAUCCUGGAAGUUGUCUAAACCAGAACAUUGAUGGUACAGUAGAGUUUUCUGGUGAUUUUGGAGUGAAACAGGAAACAAAUAUGGUUAAGUUGCUGGAAAAACAGUACCAAGAACGAUUAGAAGAAGAAGUAGCUAAGGUCAUUGUGUCAAUGAGUAUAGCAUUUGCUCAACAAACUGAACUAUCUAGAAUAACUGGGGAAAAAGAGGAUACUACAUUGUCAAAACAAGCACAUGCUUUCUGUCAGCAAGAACAUUUAAAUGAAAUGAAAUUAUCAGAGGGUCAAACUUUUAAAGCAAUAGACAUGAAAUUUAAAGAAGAAUUUAAACCACUUAGUAAAGAGUUAGGGGAAGAUGGAAAGGAAGUUCUGUUAUCGAACAAUGAUAAUCUUGAUGAUAUACUAGAGUCAAAGGACCGUGAACUGACUAUUUCAGAAGAAAUGUUCUCCAAAGAUAAAACAUUUAUAGUCAGAGAACCUAUCCAUGAUGAGAUUUUGGUAUCGAGUAUAGAUGCUUCUAGACAACUAAUGUUAAAUGAAGAACAGUUGGAAGAUAUGAGGCAGGAACUUGUACGACAAUACCAAGAACAUCAGCAGGCAACAGAACUGUUACGGCAGGCGCACAUGCGCCAGAUGGAGAGACAGCGAGAAGACCAGGAACAGCUGCAAGAAGAGAUUAAGAGACUGAACAGACAAUUAGCCCAGAGAUCCUCAAUAGAUAAUGAAAACCUGGUUUCAGAGAGAGAGAGGGUGCUUUUAGAGGAGCUGGAAGCACUAAAGCAGCUGUCUCUAGCUGGAAGAGAGAAGCUGUGUUGUGAGCUGCGCAACAGCAGUACGCAAACACAGAAUGGAAAUGAAAACCAAGAGGAAAUUGAAGAACAGAUCUUUAAAGAAAAGGAGUCAGACAGAAAACCUGAAGAUGUGCCUCCUGAUAUUCUGACCAAUGAAAGAUUUGCGCUUCAGAAAGCUAAUAACAGACUCCUAAAGAUCCUCUUAGAAGUUGUAAAGACAACAGCAGCUGUUGAAGAAACAAUUGGUCGCCAUGUUCUUGGUAUUCUAGAUAGAUCUAGUAAGGUCCAGUCAUCUGCCAGCUUGAUUUGGAGGUCAGAAGCAGAGGCACCUAUAAAGUCAUGUAUCCAUGAGGAACACACAGGAGUUACAGAUGAGUCUAUACCCUCUUAUUCUGGAAGUGAUAUGCCAAGAAAUGACAGUAGUAUGUGGACAAAAGUAACUGAAGAAGGGACAGAUCUCUCAGAACGGCUUGUGAGGAGUGGUUUUGCUGGAACUGAAAUAGACACUGAAAAUGAAGAACUUAUGCUGGGUAUUAGCUCUCGACUACAAGCAGCAGUUGAAAAACUCCUAGAAGCUAUAAGUGAAACUAGUAGUCAGCUUGAACAUGCCAAAGUUACACAGACAGAGUUGAUGCGGGAGUCAUUUCGACAGAAACAAGAAGUGACUGAGUCUCUUAAGUGCCAAGAAGAACUGCGAGAGCGCCUUCAUGAGGAGUCCAGGGCCAGAGAACAGCUGGCUGUGGAGCUCAGUAAGGCUGAGGGUGUCAUUGAUGGCUAUGCAGAUGAAAAAACUCUUUUUGAAAGGCAAAUUCAGGAAAAAACUGAUAUAAUAGAUCGUCUUGAGCAGGAAUUGUUAUGUGCAGGUAAUAGAUUACAAGAAUUGGAAGCAGAGCAACAGCAGAUCCAAGAAGAAAGAGAAUUACUGUCGAGACAGAAAGAAGCUAUGAAAGCAGAAGCAGGCCCUGUUGAACAGCAAUUACUACAGGAGACAGAAAAACUAAUGAAGGAAAAACUAGAAGUACAGUGCCAAGCUGAGAAAGUACGUGAUGACCUUCAAAAACAAGUGAAAGCUCUAGAAAUAGAUGUUGAGGAACAAGUCAGUAGGUUUAUAGAGCUGGAACAAGAAAAAAAUGCUGAGCUUACGGAUUUACGACAGCAAAACCAAGCACUGGAAAAGCAAUUAGAAAAAAUGAGAAAAUUUUUAGAUGAGCAAGCCAUUGAUAGGGAACAUGAGAGAGAUGUAUUCCAACAGGAAAUACAGAAACUAGAACAACAACUUAAGGUUAUACCUCGUUUCCAGCCUAUCAAUGAACAUCAAACUAGAGAGGUUGAACAGUUAACAAAUCAUUUGAAAGAAAAAACAGACAAGUGCAGUGAGCUUUUGCUGUCUAAAGAGCAGCUUCAGAGGGAUAUCCAAGAACGGAACGAAGAAAUCGAGAAAUUGGAAUUCAGAGUAAGGGAAUUGGAGCAAGCCUUACUCAUUAGUGCAGACACUUUUCAAAAGGUAGAGGACCAAAAACUGUGUGGAGCUAUAGAAGCUAAAGCAGAAUUGUCCCUAGAAGUACAGUUGCAGGCUGAGCGAGAUGCCAUAGACCGAAAGGAAAAAGAGAUUACAAACUUAGAAGAACAAUUAGAGCAGUUUAGAGAGGAACUGGAAAAUAAGAAUGAAGAAGUUCAGCAACUCCAUAUGCAAUUAGAAAUACAGAAAAAGGAAUCUACCACCCGCCUUCAAGAACUUGAACAAGAAAACAAAUUAUUUAAGGAUGAAAUGGAGAAAUUGGGAUUUGCCAUAAAGGAAUCUGAUGCUAUCUCUACUCAGGACCAACAUGGGUUGUUUGGAAAAUUUGUUCAAAUAAUGCAGGAAAAAGAAAUAGAAAUUGACCAAUUAAAUGAGCAAAUUACAAAACUUCAGCAUCAACUUAAAAUUACAACAGAUAAUAAGGUUAUUGAAGAAAAAAAUGAACUGAUAAGGGAUCUUGAAACCCAGAUAGAAUGUUUGAUGAGUGAUCAAGAACGUGUGAAGAAAAGUAGGGAAGAAGAAAUUGAACAGCUCAAUGAUGUGAUUGAAAAACUUCAACAGGAAUUGGCAAAUAUUGAACAGAAGACAUCAAUGGAUGCCAACCCUUUCCCAGAGGAAGCAGAUAGUUUAAAACAUCAGUUGGAUAUGGUAAUAGCUGAAAAACUGGCUUUGGAAAAGCAAGUAGAAACCACUAACGAAGAAAUGGCUUUUACGAAAAAUGUACUUGAAGAAACCAAUUUAAAAAUGAACGAGCUAACACAAGAAUUAUGCAGCUUAAAGCGAGAACGUGAAAAUAUGGAAAAAGUCCAAAGUGUGCUAGAGAAAAGCGUUAAUAUGGACAUAGAUGACCCGAGCAAAACCAAACCUGAACUGGAAGUUCACCUUACUGAGAAUGCCUUUAAACCCCUAGAAAAUCAGACUUACGUCACGUCUUUUGAAGAAAACAGCAGAAGUUCCAUAAGCAGUUUGGAAACAAAGGUGCUACAGCUUGAGGGCACUGUGAGUGCAAAGGACUUGGAACUCACCCAGUGUUACAAACUUAUAAAGGACAUGCAAGAACAAGGCCAAUCUGAAACAGAAAUGCUUAAACAGAAGAUUGUAAACCUACAGAAUAUACUUGAAGAAAAAGUUGCUGCUGCUCUUGUGAGUCAAGUCCAACUUGAAGCAGUUAAGGAAUAUGCAAAACUCUGUCAAGAUGAACAAGCAGUUUCACCAGAACUUGAAAGAACAAAAGUACAGAAUUUAAAUCCAGUAAGAGACAAUGAGAUGGACCCAGAUGUAUUAGCGUUAACCUUGAGAAUAUCAGAAUUAGAAAACCAGGUGGUUGAAAUGCAGACUAGUUUGAUUUUAGAAAAAAAACAGGUAGAAAUUGUGAAGAAAAAUGCUUUGGAGAAAGAAAAGAAGCUACUAGAACUAAAGAAGUUAUUGGAGGAGGAGAUAAACCAGGGAGGUAAAGAAAGGAAAAGAAGCCCUGAAGGAGAUUUUGAAGUUUUCAAGGCAACUGCUGAGCCUAUUGAUACCAGUGAAGAAAGUGGAUUUUGUCAACUUGAGGCUCUUAGAGCUGAAUCAUCAGCUAUCAAAGAAGAACUUGCCAAUUACAAAGAGAAAGCAGAAAAGCUUCAGGAAGAACUUUUGGUAAAAGAGACAAAUAUGGCAUCUCUUCAGAAAGAUUUAAGCCAAGUUAGGAAUCAACUCACAGAAGCAAAAGAGAAAUUAUCCUCCUUCUUAGAAAAAGAAGAUAAGACUGUGGUACAGGAAAACAGAAAAGUCUGCAUAUUAGAACCACUUCUUACUAACGUGGAUAAAAGUUUGGCAUCCGAGAUGGAGGGGACCCUCAAGGUUAAUAGCAGCAGUCAGACUCCACAAGUUCUUGUUAGAAAUGUAGGAAUCCAAAUUGAUUUACAGAGUGAGUGUUCAUCAGAAGAAGUCACUGAAAUAAUCAAUCAGUUUACUGAAAAAAUUGAGCAGAUGCAAGAACUACAUGCUGCUGAAAUUUUGGAUAUGGAAUCCAGACAUAUUUCUGAAACUGAAACCUUAAAGAGAGAGCAUUAUGUUGCUGUUCAGUUGCUGACAGAGGAAUGUGGUACCUUGAAGGCAGUGAUACAGUGUCUGAGAUCUAAAGAGGGAUCCUCAGUUCCUGAAUUAACACAUUCUGAUGCUUACCAAACUAGAGAAAUAUGUUCCAGUGAUUCUGGAUCAGACUGGGGUCAGGGAAUUUAUCUUACACAAAGUCAGGGAUUUGACAUAGCAUCAGAAGACCGAGGAGAUGAAGGUGAAGGUUCAACAGAUUCAUUUCCGAAGAAAAUAAAGGGAUUACUGAGAGCUGUCCAUAAUGAAGGCAUGCAGGUGCUCUCCCUCACUGAGUCUCCCUAUAGUGAUGGAGAGGACCAUUCCGUUCAGCAAGUGUCAGAAUCUUGGCUAGAAGAAAGAAGAGCUUAUCUCAGUACAAUCUCAUCUCUUAAGGAUUUAAUUACCAAAAUGCAAGUGCAAAGAGAUGCCGAGUUUUAUGAUGGUUCCCAGUCUCAUGAGUGCUCCCCAGAUUGGCGAGGCGAACUUUUGCUUGCUCUUCAACAAGUUUUCUUAAAGGAACGCAAUGUUUUACUAGCUGCAUUUCAGACUGAGCUGACAGGUCUAUGUAAUAAAGAUGCAGUUGGAUUAUUAAACUGUUUGGAACAGAGAAUAGAAGAACAGAAUAUUGAAUAUCAAGCAGCUAUGGAAUGCAUCCAAAAAGCAGACAGAAGGAGUUUGUUAUCUGAAAUUCAAACACUGCAUGCGCAAAUGAAUGGUAGGAAAAUUACUCUGAAAAGAGAGCAAGAGAAUGAUCAACCAAGCCAAGAGCUCUUGGAGUAUAAUAUACAGCAGAAGCAGUCUCAGAUGCUGGAGAUGCAAGUGGAGCUCAGCAGUGUGAAGGACAGAGCAGCAGAGCUGCAGGAACAACUGAGUUCUGAGAAAAUGGUGGUUGCUGAGCUGAAGAGUGAACUUGCACAAACUAAACUGGAACUAGAAACAACACUCAAGGCACAACAUAAGCACCUAAAGGAAUUAGAAGCCUUCAGGUUGGAAGUCAAAGAUAAAACCGAUGAAGUACAUUUGCUUAAUGACACAUUAGCAAGUGAACAGAAAAAGUCCAGAGAGCUCCAGUGGGCUUUGGAGAAGGAGAAAGCCAAACUAGGACGCAAUGAAGAGCGGGAUAAAGAAGAACUUGAGGAUUUGAAAUUUUCACUUGAGGGUCAGAAACAAAGGAAUAUUCAGCUAAAUCUACUUUUGGAGCAACAGAAACAACUACUUAAUGAAUCACAGGAGAAAAUAGAAUCACAGAGAGUGCUACAUGAUGCCCAGUUAUCAGAAGAACGAGGUCGAAACUUAGAGCUUCAAGUACUUCUUGAAUCUGAAAAAGUUCGAAUACGGGAAAUGAGUAGUACCCUGGAUAGGGAGCGGGAAUUGCAUGCUCACUUGCAGAGCAGUGAUGAUAGUGGGCAGCCUCGGCCCUCCCUACCCUCUGAGGACCUCCUUAAAGAGCUACAGAAACAGCUGGAGGAGAAACACAGUCGCAUAGUAGAAUUGUUAAAUGAGACCGAGAAAUAUAAACUGGAUUCUUUGCAAACAAGACAGCAAAUGGAAAAGGAUAGGCAGGUUCACAGAAAGACGUUGCAGACAGAACAAGAGGCCAACACUGAGGGACAGAAAAAAAUGCAUGACCUCCAGUCCAAAGUGGAAGAUCUCCAGCGCCAGCUGGAGGAGAAAAGGCAACAAGUCUAUAAGUUAGACCUUGAAGGAAAGCGACUGCAGGGAAUUAUGCAGGAAUUCCAGAAACAAGAACUAGAACGAGAAGAAAAACGAGAAAGUAGAAGAAUUCUCUAUCAGAAUCUUAAUGAGCCAAACACAUGGAGUUUAACCAGUGAUCGAACUAGAAAUUGGGUUCUUCAACAGAAAAUAGAAGGAGAGACAAAGGAAUCAAGUUAUUCUAAGCUGGUUGAAAUGAAUGAAGGAGGAGCUGGCUAUAAUCAUGAAUUAGAAAUCCUCAGACAAAAGCUUCAACUUGUGGCUUCAAAACUGCAGCAUCUGGCCCAGAAAGCCUCCAAUAGACUACAGUUUGAAACAGCCGAUGAUGAAGAUUUCAUGUGGGUUCAGGAAAAUAUUGAUGGAAUUAUUUUACAACUACAGAAAUUAACUGGCCAGCCAGGGGAAGAGCCUGGUUUAGUGUCCCCAGGUGGUACUUGUGGCUCAUUGACUGAAAGACUGCUGAGACAAAAUGCUGAGCUGACAGGACAUAUCAGCCAACUGGCAGAAGAAAAGAAUGAUUUGAGAAAUAUGGUUAUGAAGCUAGAAGAACAGAUCAGGUGGUAUCGACAGACAGGAGCUGGCAGAGAUUAUUCUUCUAGGUUUUCAUUCAGUGGUGGUGCCAACAUUGAAGCCAUCAUUGCUUCCGAAAAAGAAGUCUGGAACAGAGAAAAGCUGACUCUCCAAAAGUCCUUGAAAAGAGCAGAAGCUGAAGUGCACAAACUGAAAGCUGAGCUAAGGAAUGAAGCUUUACUUCAGAAUCUGAGCCCUGAUUCUGAGCAUGCUGCUAUAAAGAGAAUUUAUGGUAAAUACCUUCGGGCAGAAAGUUUCCGGAAAGCUCUCAUUUAUCAGAAGAACUACCUGUUGCUGUUACUGGGUGGGUUCCAGGAAUGUGAGGAUGCCACACUGGCUCUGCUUGCCCGGAUGGGGGGACAGCCGGCCUUCACAGACCUUGAGGUGCUCACCAACCGUCCAAAGGGCUUCACCAGGUUUCGGUCAGCCGUCAGAGUGUCCAUGGCAAUUUCAAGAAUGAAAUUUUUGGUUCGACGGUGGCAACGAGUCACAAGUUCUGGUUCCAUCAAUAUUAACAGAGACGGCUUUGGACUGAAUCCAGGUGCUGAAAAGACUGACCCAUUUUAUCAUUCUUCUGGCGGCCUGGAGCUGUAUGGAGAACCGAGACACACUACGUAUCGCUCAAGAUCAGAGCUGGACUAUUCUAGGUCUCCUGUACCUUUUCAAAAUAGGUACCCAGGCCCUCCAGCUGAUUUAAAUCCUGGUUCCUUAGCAUGUUCUCAGCUUCAGAAUUAUGACCCUGACAGAGCCCUGACAGAUUAUAUCACUCGGCUAGAGGCACUGCAGAGACGACUUGGAACUGUGCAGUCAGUUAUUGCCAUAGCCACUCCACCCUUCAGCAACCACCACCGUGAUCAGUCAGUAGCCUUCAACAUCGAGACAAGACCCUCCACCAGCAAAAAGAUUAUAAGCUCAGACGAUGAUUAGCGCUUUUUAAUAAUAAAGUGUUAAAGGUUCAACCCAGUUUCAUGCUGGCAUGAGAAGAUAAUCCUUUGAAAUAUGAAUCAAAGUGAUUUUAAACAGAUUGCCUUUUGUAAAUCAGUCAUUCUUUUGUGCUUUUGUAUUGUGGAUAUUCAGCGGGACCAAUAUGAACACAGCUUAUGAUUGUAUACAGAUCCCUUGCCAGCACAUGAAAGCAAACUGGAAUUUGUACAUAUUACCAUUGUGUAUGUAUUCAUGCACAAUAAUCAUUAAAUUACAUGUAUAUUUGUGGAAUGCUAAUUUAAAUGAUUAAAUUAUAAACCUUGUGUAUUUAUCGGAUGGGUGAAAAGAUUAAACUUUUGCGCAUUAUGAUACUGCUGAAUGUGUAGCUUGAGGUGUCCUGCACUUUUCUUAUAAGGCUACUGAAUUACAUGUUUCUGCCCUAAUAUAUUUGCUACUGGUGAUGAAGACAGAUACUAUCACUUGUAGAGACCUAUUUUUGUAUAAUGGUAGAAGUUUUGAAUUUUAUGGGGUAUUUUGUCAAGUACUGAAAUAAAAAUGACUCCACCAUUUUAA
Lutra lutra (Eurasian river otter) is the source of this 12532-nucleotide messenger RNA. It is a transcript of the gene AKAP9, whose product is annotated as A-kinase anchoring protein 9. The coding region runs from base 206 to 11962 and encodes 3918 amino acids. Gene Ontology annotation, molecular function: potassium channel regulator activity; DNA binding; molecular adaptor activity. The record is from RefSeq and is a predicted model, not a curated record. NCBI's taxonomy places the organism in Eukaryota, Metazoa, Chordata, Mammalia, Carnivora, Mustelidae. Gene Ontology annotation, biological process: maintenance of centrosome location; signal transduction; positive regulation of peptidyl-serine phosphorylation. The transcript has 51 exons. Gene Ontology annotation, cellular component: Golgi stack; centrosome; synaptic membrane.